Anopheles bellator is the source of this 4762-nucleotide messenger RNA. RefSeq names its product glycerol-3-phosphate acyltransferase 3 (gene Gpat4). Gene Ontology annotation, biological process: triglyceride biosynthetic process. Gene Ontology annotation, molecular function: glycerol-3-phosphate O-acyltransferase activity. Gene Ontology annotation, cellular component: endoplasmic reticulum. The record is from RefSeq and is a predicted model, not a curated record. The transcript is spliced from 7 exons. NCBI's taxonomy places the organism in Eukaryota, Metazoa, Arthropoda, Insecta, Diptera, Culicidae. The coding region runs from base 644 to 2470 and encodes 608 amino acids.
GGCGUGCGUGAAUUCUCUGUCCUGCGGUCGUGCGUUCGAUGAUAUUCUUUGUCCUGCGGUCGUGUGAUUUCUCUGUCCUGCGGCGGCCGUGCGUUUGAUGAUAGUUGCUGUCCCCACACGAGUGACCCAAUACGUGCUAAUGUAGGAGUUGUUGCUGCUGCUGCACUCGGCGUGCGCUGCUGACGACGAUAAUGGUGAUGAUGAUGUCGGCAAACAACAUUCAACCGACCGUCGUUUGAAUGGCCGGGACGUGGAAAACCUCAAGGACGAGCACCCAGUGAGAAGCGUACGUCGUGUCGCAGGCCGAUACCGCAUGCAUAUUUUCCCCGCGUAACCUCGCCGGUGAUGUUGAAAGUGAGAGGCAGCAAGUGUCGCAAAAGAACUGCUAAUCCAAAGGCCACACGAUAAAGGAUUGAUUAGUCCGUCGACAGCGCAACAACAACCGACAGCGCAGAGAGCCAACGGGGCAGAGAAGUGGAGGAAGAAAUCAGAAAAUCAUAGUGACUGAUUACGCAGUCGGUGACCGUCGCUGCGCUUCGAGGACGCUUCCAGAAUAUUACGUAGCCCCCCGGAAAUCACGGGCGGAACAGCGAGAACGUAGGGCGGACUCGCAGCCGGAGCAGGACCCAGCAGCAGCGCCAGGAUGGGUGGACUAAUGGCGAUUGGGUCCAUCUUGUCGAUGAUAACGCUGACCCCGUUCUUUUUGGUCGUGUUUACCAUUGUGUUUAUGGCAUCGAUCGGGAAAUCGUUCGGUGUCCGGCGUCUGUACGUGAGCCUGCUGGUGAAAAUCUUCGAGUUCGGUCGCCAGAACAUCGAAAACGUGCGGCAACAGCAGUACGCAAACAUAACACAAUCGGAACCAGAAGAGGAACCCACCACUACUGGGAGCAGCACGGACGCGGGCGACAGCACCGGGAAAGUGAAUGGAAACAUUCCUAAUGGUAGCAACAACGCGGCCAACCACGGCACGCGGCUAGCGAACGGUACCGAUACACCACACAUCGUGAACGGUGGCAAUUCAGUCAUUAGCCGGGCGGAAUCGCUUAUCCUUUCGCCGGAAGUAAUCGAUGAUCCGCGCAGUAAAAGCACAGAACCGAGUGGGGACGGUGUCCACCACCAGCGACACCCGGCACAGUCCGGGAGCGAUGGCGAGGAAGGAGAACACGAAGCCAGUGAGGUGGACUCGGAAGGCGAAGGACACGAGGCGGCAGGAUUCAAGCUGUCGAACUGCCUCGACUAUGUGAAGUCCGGCAUGGAGGCCAUCAUCGAGGACGAUGUUACGAGCCGCUUCCUGGCGGAGGAGCUGAAAAACUGGAACCUUUUGACGCGCACCAAUCGCCAUUACGAGUUCAUCAGCUGGCGGUUGACGGUCAUCUGGAUGAUUGGCUUCCUGAUACGCUACUUCGUGCUGAUGCCGAUGCGGGUGCUAAUCUGUUUCAUUGGGGUGGUAUACUGUGUCAUUGGCUUUGCGAUCGUGGGCAUGAUUCCGAUGUACGGGCCGCGCCGGCUGUUGAACGAUAUCGUGUUUAAGCACACGUUCCGUAUGAUCACCCGGUCGAUCUCCGGCGUCGUACGGUUCCACAACACGCAGUACAAACCGAGGAACUGUGGCUUUUGUGUGGCCAACCACACGACCCCGAUUGACAUUGCGAUUCUGUCGACGGAUUGCACCUACUCGCUGGUCAUUUGGUUGACGCUAUGCACCGCCGUGGUCGGCUGCAUACCGGAAGGGUCCAUCAAGCGCACAAUGGUCCGGACGGUGCUGAUACAGUGUUUUGGCUUUCUCUCGAGCGCAUUAUCAUCCGUCGUCAACUAUCAUAACAUAGAAAAUCGCCCAUUGAAUGGCAUCUGCGUGGCAAACCAUACCAGUCCGAUCGAUGUGUUAAUGUUAAUGUGUGACAAUUGCUACUCGCUGAUCGGCCAACGACAUGGAGGAUUUCUGGGAGUGCUUCAACGAGCACUGGCCCGUGCAUCUCCCCACAUCUGGUUCGAGCGGGCCGAGGCCAAAGAUCGCAUGUUUGUCGCGAAGAGGCUAAAGGAGCACGUCUCGGAUCCGAUCAAUCCACCGAUCUUGAUCUUCCCCGAGGGAACCUGCAUCAACAAUACGUCGGUGAUGCAGUUCAAGAAGGGCAGCUUCGAAGUCGGUGGUGUCAUCUACCCAGUGGCCAUCAAAUACGAUCCACGCUUUGGCGACGCUUUCUGGAACAGCUCGCGCUUCUCGAUGAUGCAGUACCUCUUUCUGAUGAUGACUUCGUGGGCGAUCGUGUGCGACGUUUGGUACCUGCCGCCGAUGUACCGCGAGGAGGGCGAAUCGGCGAUCGAUUUCGCGAACCGCGUCAAGAGCGUGAUCGCCAAGCAGGGCGGCCUGGUCGAUCUCGUGUGGGACGGCCAGCUGAAGCGCAUGAAGCCAAAGAAGGAGUGGAAAGAGAAGCAGCAGGAGAAGUUCAGCAAACUGCUCAAAGGAGAAUGACCGUCGGCCUAGCACCGGGCAUCAUCCGGUCACCGGGGGCGCGCUGCCUCCAGUGAUCGGGCCGGUAGUUCGGCUGCAGCAGCUGCUACGAGGCAGCGGGUCCAAAAUGCUGUGACAAAAGAACGACGGGAGGGCAGCCCGUAAACAGUCUCCGAGCCACCGAUCCACGCCGGUGGGGGUGCGGACGUCGUCAUCCCCUGGCUGACCUUAAAGCCCCUGGAAGCUUCCACCACUUCAUAGCACGAAUCCAACGGCAACUAACAGAGGCACACUAAUACCACAGAACUAUCAAUACGGAACUACGCUUAAAGACGGUUAAUGGGGUGCUGGGAGCUUGCGAGAGUGUGAUAUUGGUUCGCUUCGCUUUUGCUCAUCGUUCUCAUGUGCUUUUCCUAAAAUCAAUAUCUUCUUUUACUUCGUUUGCAUGCAUUUUUCAUAGUUCUCUUCUUUCUUGUCCUGGUUUUUGGUGUUAAAUUUGAUACGCGUUUUGGUAACAUUGGGCCUUUCCCCCGAUUUAAGUUCAAUUUGUACUCUGAACCAUUUAGAACGAUAAGUUUACCUCCUUGGAACGCUGUGUUCACUAUUGUUUAAGGGUUGAGCAUUUGUGAAAAACAACAACGCAUCGCUUUGCGUUACCCCUUCAAAAACAGUAGGGCACGUAGGGUGCCGAUCGUUUGAUCGUUUCCAUUUUACCCUCAUUUAGGUGUAGUAUUUUGAGUGUGGCAUGCAUUUUUCUUCUUCCUACUACUUCGUUUCUAAUUCUGUUCUUCGACUUGCGAGCGAAGAGAGUGUGUGUUGUACAGUAAAAUGCUAAGAAAGGAACAGCUUAUAGAUAGGACAUCGUGUACAAGAUCAGUUCAGCGCGCCAAAGACACCGAGCAGAACGUAAGACAAGAGGUGGCACACUGGAAUGGCAUAACAGACAAUGUGUAUUUCAUAAGACUGAAGCGAAAGCGCGAUGAUGACGCGGAAAAUGAGACGCUGAUUGUAAAAUAAUGCGGGCAUCGGCAAGAAUUCAGAUGCGGUGCCGUGGGCGUGAUCCUUUGUUGUGUGCAUUGAAGGCUGUACAGGAAUGUUACCGGUUACUACUAUAUCAUACUAUAUACAAUCACCAUCUAAUCAAACCUGCGGAUGAACAAAUACGCAAUGAUGUCAAACCUUACCCGAGGAAUCGUUAAACUUAUUGCUAAACAGCUGACAAAGAAAACACAACCAAUGGCGCAAUAUGUCUGUCGAAAUGGAGCUUAUGGAACAAUACAAUUACCCAAACACUUACACUGCUCACAUAACGGUCCCCCACAAUCUGAAAUUGGAAGCAGCUAGAGCGUUCGUGCCACGAAUGCGCCUUCCCUGCCUUUCUAUACGAGUAUCGUUCAUAACCGUUCUUCAAUGGUGCCAAUCCCGCGAACCAAAGCGCCAAAAGAGAGAAGCUAGAGGACAAGUAAGAGUGUGGGUGGGUGUAGAUGUAAGCGCUCUUGAUCCAUCUUCAAUUCCUAUGUACAGAGUGUGUGACAACGCCGGGCUAAUAGUAGCGUAGUUUAAGGGUAACUCAAAGAUUUCUACAUAUACCUGCGCCAGAACGCCGCCUAACGGCAGGGAUUUGGCUCCAGCGAAGAGGCAAAAACAUUUAAACCAUAAAUGUAUUAAAUUACCAAUAAAGAGAGGAAUCAGCACCAGCACACCGGCGGUUAGAAGAAAUAGUCAAUAACCAAAAACCCAUGAAACGAAAUAAACUAAAAGACAGAUCCAAACAGUAAUAGUACCAAUUACCAAAUACAGUUAAUAUGCACGCGCACGUGCGAGGGAUAAAAAUGCCAGACAAUUUUACUAUACUGUUUGCGUGUGUACAGGACGACGGUGAGAAAGCAAAAGGCAGCUAAUUCCCGACCACAAUCCCAUAUUGGACAGCAUCGCGCACGCCGCAAUAGUUAACGCGCAGCGUAGCGAUAGUUUAUCCACAGUUUAUGACCGGCCGCAACUGCGCCAUUGUUCAGUGUUUAGGAACUAGAGCAAAGAACCAGUAACACAUGCACAUGUUUUCUUAUCCGAUCCCAACAGAGAAGCUGAAGACCGAUGGUUUCGUAAAAUCGCCGUGAGCAGCACUACGCAGUGGAAGGGAGCUACUGGUAUCUGGGUGGGAUAGUAGGACAUUUAUAUGGGCACAAUGGGGUAACGCUAAUACUAAUGUCAAUGAUAUUUAUGAUAAUAUGUAGUACGCAUGUAAUUUAACAAACAUGGCUAGGGAUCGAAAGAGCACUGGGAAAGGGAUGGAAAAGUGUAAAUGUGAAUAAA